AUGCCUCUCAAUAGGGAUCUCCUUCAUCUCUCUCCAGAAGAGAAGAGGAAACACAAGAAGUACCUGGUACAGAGCCCCAACUCUUACUUCAUAGAUGUGAAAUGCCCAGGAUGCUAUAAAAUCACCACCAUCUUCAUCCAUGCACAAAUGGUAGUUUUGUGUAUUGGCUGUUCCACUGUGCUCUGUCAGCCUACAGGAGGAAAAGCAAGGCUUCGAGAAGGAUGCUCCUUCAGAAAGAAGUGUUAUCGGUGGAAGUAG
Miniopterus natalensis is the source of this 258-nucleotide messenger RNA. Lineage: Eukaryota; Metazoa; Chordata; Mammalia; Chiroptera; Miniopteridae. The record is from RefSeq and is a predicted model, not a curated record.